Symbiodinium sp. CCMP2456 is the source of this 492-nucleotide messenger RNA. The record is from the annotation of a GenBank genome assembly. NCBI's taxonomy places the organism in Eukaryota, Dinophyceae, Suessiales, Symbiodiniaceae.
AUGGCCCUCAGCGGCGAGCUUUGCUGCCAUCGGAGUACACCCAGAUGGCUGGCCGGGCUGGAAGACGAGGCUCGAGAGAUCCGGGGAGAACUGAAGCUGACACUAUGUUUGGACUCCGAGGGCCACGUCUUCUUGCUUUGUGGCGAUGAGGUUCCCGACCAGAAGCAGAUCACUCGGAUGAUGACCAGCAAGGCGGAGCCGCUAGCAUCGCGCUUUCGCGUGACUUUUGCGAUGAUCCUGCAGAUGAAGCGCUUCGCGGAGACCGGGGUGCGCGUGGAGGACCUGUUGGGGCAAUCCUUCCUGGAGAAUGCCCGGGCCUGCAGGAGGCCCGAGGCGAGGCGGCACUUGAAAGAUCGCAUGCUACAGCUGGAGGCGCUGCCAGCGGUGCAGUGCAUCCUCGGUGAGCCAGACAUCCAGGAGACUACGCAGCCUUCGAAGACGAGGCGAGGCUCUUGGGGACUCAGCGAGGGCCUCGGGGAAGUUUCGGUCUGA